Musa acuminata subsp. malaccensis (wild Malaysian banana) is the source of this 1269-nucleotide messenger RNA. NCBI's taxonomy places the organism in Eukaryota, Viridiplantae, Streptophyta, Magnoliopsida, Zingiberales, Musaceae. The record is from RefSeq and is a predicted model, not a curated record.
AUGGCGGCUCCUUCCAGCACCCAAAAGCCGACGCUUGCUACUGAUGCAGGCACCGGAUCAGGGACAAAAGGAGAGAAACAGCCGUCUGACUCCGGGAAAUCGAAGCCUGCAGAUGGCGAAGGUGAUGGUGGAUCAGAGGAGCCACCGCAUGUCCUGAACGUGGCACGCUUCCGCCGACUGAACUCGCUCAUCCACCGUGAGAACGUGGACGCGGACGAACUUCUGAAUCUUGUGGGGGGGGAUUACCGCGUGAACUUCAUGAAUGAUCCCCUGCUCAGCUUCGUCAUCGCCUGCAAGAAGCCCAAGCUCGCCGUCCGCCUCAUGGCCAAAAUAUCAUCAAAUGACAUUCUCAAGGCCAAAAACUUCAUCGGCGACACGGCGCUUCACGUAGCUGCCGCCAUGGACGACCAAGAAGUGGCCUCGGAGCUGAUCCGCAGGGUGCCAGAUCUCGUUCGUGUGCGGAACCGGAAGCAGGAGAUACCGCUACAUAAGGCGGCCCUGUACGGGCUGCAGGACAUGUUCUGGCUGCUGGUGGCCAAGAACAGCUCACCGGAAGCCCGGACGGAGGACGGCGACAGAAUGCUGCACUGUGCCAUCAUGGGCAAUGCGCCGGUACUCGCCUUGGAGAUCGCAAAGACUUAUCGAAUUCAGAUCGAAUCCCGGAAUGAGCACGCCCUCACUCCGCUGCAGCUGUUGGUGACCAUUCCAGAGGCAUUCCGAAGCCAAGUAGUUCUUGGGGCCCUCGACUCCUUCAUCUACGAAUGGAUUCCCUUGGAAGAGGACUCGAGUAAAAUGAACAAAAGGGAUGAAGAGGUGGCACUCAACAGAUCUAGCAUUGGAGUAGCACAAGACGAUAACUCGCCGAGGGCUUUUCGCUCAAAAUUCCCAUCAAACUACAGCACUCUCUUUGACCUGUUGGAGUUGAUCAGCAUCCCAGCUGGCUGGAUUCUGCGAUUUGUUUAUAACAUUAUAAGGCAAUUGUCCCCGAGAGUCCAACGUCUGGAGGGGAAGAAGAAGAACCAUACAGAAACAAUGCACCUUAUCGAAUACUUGGCCAAAGAAGGAUACUUCGAGUUCUUUGGGCGUGGAAAAGCUCCCAUCCAAGGUAGUACAUUUGCUUCACAAGAGCUUUACGGCCAAUUUGGUAUGCAUGGUCCACCAAACACUCAACCGGAGACUGGACGAGAAGGAAUCGGAAACACCGGUCUCAAUUGCAAUCAAAGAGGCGGCUCAGAGUGUGGAGAAAGUGUUAAAGGCACUGUCACCUAG